AAACAAGAAAUCAGUCUUUCUUUAGAUCUUGUGAAAAUCGGUGGUUGUAGCGGAUCGCUCAUACGCUAGUAGGAUUACCAAUUCCUCUCUCAUGUUCUCAUUCGGUGCGCUUUGCUCUCAGUACUCUCUAGGCAAAUUUGUGUUGGAUCGUAAAUUCCGUGGCCAAGUCAGAAAUCUGUGAGGAAACCGCUGCGGUUUUUUUGUGAGUUCGCCUUGUUGAUCAACGACAACAGUUGGCAAGUGGAAUAUCAUUGUUUUUUAGAAGAUAUGAGUUACCAUGUUGUGUAACAUGAGUUGUUUGGUGAAUGGAUAAAAUGAUUUUAAAAUCAUUUAAGUGUUUGCUUAAAGAACGUAAUUUGCUGAGAAGAUCAUGUUAAUUCCCUAGAUUGGUUUGAUUGAUAAUGGUUGUAUGAUUUGAUGUGAACAAUAUGGAUGCCAACACGAAAAAAUACAAUCCAGCCAAUGUGUCAUCGAUGCCAGCGCUUGAUGAAACCGUGCAUAAAACUACAUCUCCUGGGGUGACCCCUGUUGUUAGCGCAGUGCCUCAAACUACCGUAGGGGCGGAAGAUCCAUCGUUAGCCGAUGCCGGAGCAAGCAAUCAACCGAAACGUCCCCUUAGACGACCGGGAAAAGUAAUCCCCGAUCGUCCGCAACGUGUAUUUUAUUGCCUUACUUUGAAAAAUCCACUUCGGAAGCUGUGUAUCAAAGUGGUAGAAUGGAAGCCUUUCGAAUAUCUAAUUCUUCUAACGAUUUUUGCUAACUGCGUUGCUUUAGCAACAUAUACACCUUUCCCAAACGGUGAUUCAAAUUCAACAAAUGCCAUGUUGGAAAAAGUGGAGCAUAUCUUUCUAAUAAUAUUUACUCUUGAGUGUGUGAUGAAAUUGAUUGCUUAUGGAUUCAUCAUGCACCCUGGAGCAUAUCUUCGAAGUCGGUGGAAUAUGUUGGAUUUUACGAUUGUUCUAAUCGGAAUGAUCAGCACCACAUUAUCCAGUAUAAUGAAGGAUGGUUUCGAUGUGAAAGCGCUGAGAGCGUUCCGUGUGUUGCGUCCAUUACGAUUAGUUUCUGGAGUGCCUAGUUUACAGGUAGUACUCAAUUCCAUUCUGAGAGCAAUGGUACCACUGUUGCAUAUUGCAUUGCUUGUAUUGUUUGUAAUAAUAAUUUAUGCAAUUGUGGGACUUGAGUUAUUUUCUGGAAAAAUGCAUAAAACUUGCUUUCACAAUAUUACAGAGGACAUGAUGGAAGACCCAACGCCAUGCGGCGAAGGUGGUUUUCAAUGCAGCUCCAUAGGUGUUAACUGGGUUUGUCGCUACUAUUGGGAAGGACCUAAUGCUGGAAUCACAAAUUUCGACAACUUCGGAUUAUCGAUGCUUACUGUGUUUCAAUGCAUAACAUUAGAGGGAUGGACAGAUAUGUUGUAUUACAUUGAGGAUGCAAUGGGAAGCAAUUGGCAGUGGAUAUAUUUUGUGUCUAUGGUAAUUCUUGGUGCGUUUUUUGUAAUGAACCUUAUUCUCGGAGUUUUAAGUGGUGAGUUUUCCAAGGAGCGAACAAAGGCCAAGAGUCGUGGCGAUUUUCAGAAACUUCGAGAAAAGCAACGAAUUGAAGAAGAUUUGAAAGGUUACUUAGACUGGAUUACUCAAGCAGAAGAUAUUGAUACAUACCAGGAACCACCGUCACCAGGAAAAAUGAUGUCAGAAGGAUUGCUGAAGGGUACUAGAGCAAUGCUCGCUGGUUCAGGUUCCUCCGUUUUCAGUGGUUUGUCUCCCAAUUCUACUGAAGGCUGCAUUGAAGCGAAUAUUGAUUAUGUACAAUCUGCAUCGAAGUCGUGGUAUAAUCAACAUUUCCGUGCUUAUGAUCGGCUGAAUCGUAAGAUGCGCCGAUCCUGCCGAAAGGCAGUAAAAUCACAAGCAUUUUACUGGCUCAUCAUAAUUUUGGUUUUUUUAAACACUGGUGUACUUGCAACUGAACAUUACCAUCAACCUCAAUGGCUGGACGAUUUUCAGGAGUACACCAACAUGUUUUUCGUGGCGCUAUUUUCAUUGGAAAUGUUUCUUAAAAUGUACAGUUUAGGGCUGCAAGGAUACUACGUUUCGUUGUUCAAUCGUUUCGAUUGCUUCGUCGUUAUUGGUAGUGUAGUUGAAGUUCUUUUGACCAACACUCAACUGAUGCCUCCGUUGGGUAUAUCUGUUCUCCGUUGUGUGCGGUUAUUGCGUGUCUUCAAAGUGACCAAAUACUGGCAGUCACUAUCGAAUCUUGUAGCAUCGUUGCUUAACUCAAUUCAAUCAAUUGCGUCCCUGUUACUGCUUCUUUUUCUUUUCAUCGUAAUAUUCGCUCUACUGGGAAUGCAAGUGUUUGGCGGACGUUUUAUCUUCAAUUCAAUGGAUAAUAAACCGCGUUCAAAUUUCGAUAGCUUUGUGCAAAGCCUUUUGACCGUGUUUCAGAUCCUUACAGGAGAGGAUUGGAAUGCGGUUAUGUAUGAUGGUAUCCAAGCUUAUGGAGGUGUGGCAUCUUUUGGAAUUUUAGCAAGCAUCUACUUCAUCAUUCUAUUCAUUUGCGGAAAUUAUAUUUUGUUGAAUGUUUUCCUUGCCAUUGCUGUAGACAAUCUUGCCGAUGCUGAAUCAUUAACUGCUGUUGAGAAAGAGGAUGGUCCUGAUACAGAACUCGAUAAUUUGACUGAAAAGUCGGAAAAUGAUUUGGGUGGUAGAGACAAUGAGGAUGAGGAGGAUCUCAAUGGCGCUGAUGAGAUUGAAGGGCUAGACGACGAUGAUGAAAAUUUUUAUAAGAAUGAUGAACCAAGGAGAGUCUACGAUGUUCGAUCAAAUGCAAUGGAAGACUCUACCGUGGAUAAGACUAGUAAAAAUGCAAAUGUCACAAAAAUCUCCAUCAGUAUCAACAACACUAAAAUUGCAUUACCAACGUUUGAAGAGGCGAAAAAAACGCGCAUCAGUAGAGUAGUGAUACAAGUACCACCAAAGCUACUUCCAAGACGCUUAUCCCACAUAGGCUUGAAAGUAAAAAAACAUCGCGAACCUCCCAAAAAUGCGCUUUUUAUCUUGUCCAACACCAACAGGUUUCGUCAGUUUUGCCACUGGUUGUGUAAUCACACAGUAUUUGGUAACAUAAUCCUCCUGUGCAUCAUGCUUUCUUCCGUUAUGUUGGCUGCUGAAGAUCCGUUAAAUGCAAAUUCGGAGCGGAAUCAAAUAUUGAACAAAUUUGAUUUCUUCUUUACCGCUGUAUUUGCUAUCGAGCUAAUUUUAAAAGUGAUAGCUUACGGAUUUAUUCUUCACAAGGGAGCAUUCUGUCGCUCAGCCUUCAAUUUAUUGGAUUUGCUGGUAGUCAGCGUCUCAUUAGUGUCCAUGUUGUUCAGCUCAGGCACAAUAUCUGUCGUCAAAAUUCUUAGAGUGCUUCGAGUGUUAAGGCCUCUUAGAGCUAUUAAUCGAGCGAAAGGAUUAAAGCAUGUUGUGCAAUGCGUUAUUGUUGCUGUUAAAACAAUUGGAAACAUUGUUUUGGUAACAUUUUUGCUACAAUUUAUGUUUGCCGUGAUUGGAGUACAAUUAUUCAAGGGUAAAUUCUUUUCCUGCUCAGAUCGUUCGAAAUACGAAGAAGCGGAAUGUCACGGCACUUACUUAGUUUUUGAAGAUGGUAACGUAGAUAAACCUGUGUCGAAGGAAAGGGAAUGGUCUAACAAUAGGUUUCAUUUCGAUGAUGUACAAAAAGCUAUGCUUACCCUAUUUACUGUUUCUACCUUUGAAGGCUGGCCAUCCUUGCUCUAUGUAUCGAUCGACUCACAUACGGAAAACUUUGGACCAAUAUACAAUUAUCGGCCGUUGGUUGCGACGUACUACAUUAUAUACAUAAUUGUUAUUGCCUUUUUUAUGGUAAACAUCUUUGUUGGCUUUGUGAUAGUGACAUUUCAAAAUGAAGGCGAACAAGAGUAUAAAAACUGUGAUCUCGAUAAAAAUCAGCGUAAUUGCAUCGAAUUUGCACUUAAAGCUAAACCAGUCCGACGAUACAUCCCAAACGAUGAUCGGAUACAGUAUAAAGUAUGGUGGUUCGUUACGUCACAGCUAUUCGAGUACACCAUAUUUAUUCUGAUUAUGAUGAACACGAUUACACUGUCUAUGAAAUUCUAUCGUCAACCACAACCCUACACAGAAUGGCUAGAUUUUUUAAAUCUACUGUUCACUGCAGUAUUUGCACUGGAGUUUGUAUUCAAACUAGCAGCCUUCAGGUUUCAGAACUAUUUUGGAGAUGCUUGGAACGUUUUCGAUUUUAUUAUCGUAUUAGGAAGCUUUAUCGAUAUUGUUUAUUCCGAGGUAACGACUAGUAGCGGAACUAAGGGUGCUUCGACGAUCAUAUCCAUAAAUUUUUUCCGCUUAUUUCGUGUAAUGCGACUAAUCAAAUUGUUAGCUCGUGGUGAAGGAAUACGCACCCUUCUCUGGACAUUCAUAAAAUCCUUUCAAGCACUGCCAUACGUAGCAUUACUUAUAGUAAUGUUAUUCUUUAUUUAUGCUGUCAUAGGAAUGCAAGUUUUUGGUCGUAUUGCGUUGGAUGACGAUACCGCAAUACAUAGAAAUAACAAUUUCCAAACCUUUCCUCAGGCAAUUUUGGUUUUGUUUAGAUCAGCGACUGGAGAGGCUUGGCAAGAUAUCAUGCUUGAUUGUUCUGCUCGUGAAGAGGUACGCUGCGAUGAAAACUCAGAGGAUAAGGAAUCCAAAGAAGGUUGUGGAUCCAACUUUGCCUUCCCUUACUUUAUUUCCUUCUAUGUACUUUGUUCAUUUCUCAUCAUAAAUUUGUUCGUGGCCGUUAUCAUGGAUAACUUUGACUAUUUGACACGAGACUGGUCCAUUCUUGGACCCCAUCAUCUGGAUGAGUUUGUGCGCCUGUGGAGCGAGUACGAUCCUGACGCGAAGGGUCGUAUCAAGCAUCUGGACGUAGUGACCCUGCUACGUAAAAUCUCGCCACCGCUUGGUUUUGGCAAGCUGUGCCCACACCGAGUAGCCUGUAAGCGUCUUGUCUCGAUGAAUAUGCCGCUAAACAGUGAUGGUACGGUGUUAUUCAAUGCAACACUGUUUGCGGUAGUGCGCACCUCGUUAAAAAUCAAAACUGAGGGGAACAUCGAUGAAGCCAAUCUUGAGCUGAGACACAUUAUUAAACAAAUAUGGAAACGAACGAGCAAUAAACUGCUGGAUCAAGUAGUACCCCCGCCUGGCAUAGAUGAUGAGGUAACAGUGGGUAAAUUCUAUGCAACAUAUUUAAUACAGGACUACUUCAGGAGGUUUAAAAAACGAAAAAACUAUGACCGUAAUUCUGAACCGGCUUCACACAUGACUUUACUAGCCGGAUUACGAAUACUGCAUAAAAAAGGGCCCAAACUGAAGCGUAAGAUUUCCGGCACACUUCAUGAAAGUGCAUCUUCUAUAAACCCAGAGCCAACACAUCGGCGUAAUCACAAGCUCUUUGGAAUUAAUUGGCCCACGUCAUACACGAUAAGGAAACCCUACUUUAAUAAAGCUAAUACUAUUAAUUCGACCCAAGAACAGUGCCCUCCAGUUCGGACGACAAGAACUUAUGCUACACUGAACAAAGGAUUCCGCGAUGUCAAUAAAACUCUAAUGUACGGUUUAAGAAUGAUGCAUGAUCACGAUCAGUUCAAAGAAACUUUCACCAGUGAUAUUGAAAUUGAAACCAAUGAUAGUGAUAGAGCACUAAAACCACUUUGUUUUGGCGAAAUAUAUUCAAAACAGACUAGCCGGGUUGUAAAUGCAGCAGAAAAUGAAACAUAAUCUUUCGUACUGAAUCAGUCUUUCUCCGAGUUACGCCAGUUCGAGUUAUGUUAAUUUUUAUUUUUUACAGUUCAUAUGUCUAACCAGUACAAUUUUUUCCAUCUAUUAUCAAAUGAAAAUAAUUAGCAUUUUUUAUUCAAAGGUGUGAAGUCACUAAAAAGACAUACAUGACCGAAUUUUCUACACCAAUUGCAUUGAAUAAGUAAUUAAUUACACAAAUGAACUAAAUUCAAUCAAAAAUCAUUCUUAAUAAAGUAUAUUUUGGCUGUAAAACUUAA
Molecule: messenger RNA, 6061 nt
Organism: Anopheles arabiensis
Lineage: Eukaryota; Metazoa; Arthropoda; Insecta; Diptera; Culicidae
Product: muscle calcium channel subunit alpha-1-like
Exons: 25
Coding region: 429-5783 (1784 amino acids)
Biological process (GO): calcium ion import across plasma membrane
Cellular component (GO): membrane; voltage-gated calcium channel complex
Molecular function (GO): high voltage-gated calcium channel activity
Source: RefSeq, a predicted model, not a curated record